Molecule: messenger RNA, 2292 nt
Organism: Acipenser ruthenus (sterlet)
Lineage: Eukaryota; Metazoa; Chordata; Actinopteri; Acipenseriformes; Acipenseridae
Product: ETS translocation variant 3-like protein
Exons: 5
Coding region: 818-1741 (307 amino acids)
Biological process (GO): cell differentiation; regulation of transcription by RNA polymerase II
Cellular component (GO): nucleus
Molecular function (GO): DNA-binding transcription factor activity, RNA polymerase II-specific; sequence-specific DNA binding
Source: RefSeq, a predicted model, not a curated record
UGAUCAUUUAAAUAUGUGUUUUUACUUAUAAUGAAGAAAUAAUUAUUUAAUUAAAAAAAAAAAUAUAUAUAUAUAUGUUUAAUAAAACUAAUUAUAUUUCUAUUUCUAAGUAUAAUAAUUGUUAUAAAGUAAUAUGGGAUUUUUGCAGUGUAAACUACAACAUAUUAUGCAUCAAAAUAUUAAAAGAAUGUGAUUGUUAAUUGAAAACCAUUAAUAGUGAUCCUAAACGUUAGUUAAGCGACUUCAGUGAUGACAAACAAUACAUAAAGAAAUACAGGAAACACGACCAAAACAGGUUAGUGUCUCCUAGUUUUUCAAGCUACAGUUGUAAUUUAAAAUGAGACCUGAUUCUAAAAAAUAAACAUAAUUCAUCCAUCUUUAAGCACAAAUAAUUCUGGACCAUCUAAUCCAAUGCUGUGUUGGGUGCAAAGCAAAUUGUGUUUAAUAUCUGACUCUGCAUUAAACCCUAAAUGCGCAACACAGUUUUGUAAUUAAAAACAACAGAACUAUUAAAAUGUUCACCCGAAAAUAAGCAAUUAUAAACUUGUUUAAUUAAUUUAGUCUUCAUAAAAUAAAAUAAUAAAAAGAAACAUUACAAGUAUGAAAAUAAUGUGGCCAUUUAAGAUUUUGUUUAAAUACAAAGUGUUUUUUUUUUCAGUGUGGGACGUAUAAUGCUAUAUUUUUCGAAACCCUGCUACUUACACUUUGAAGUUUCUUUUAGUAUUUCGGUACAUUCUAAAGCAGUACACUCAGAACUAUUUUAUGGAACUACAAUGUAAUUAUAUGAUUUUUUUUUAGGGUUCCUUUUGGAUUUGUGAUGCAGUGUGGUUGUGGAAAAGAGACAGUGGGACCAGUUGCUAAUCCAUACUGGAUGAGAGGUGUCGCUUUCCCAGAGUGGGCCUACAAACCCGAUUGGUCGCCAGGCUCCAGGCAAAUCCAGCUCUGGCACUUCAUCCUGGAACUCCUGCAGCGUGAGGAUCUGAGCGCUGUGAUUGGCUGGCAGGGGGAGUGGGGGGAGUUUGUGAUUCGAGAGCCAGAGGAAGUCGCCAGACUGUGGGGAGCUCGUAAGGGCAAGCCACACAUGAAUUAUGACAAACUCAGCAGAGCACUGAGGUACUACUAUAACAAGCAGAUUCUUCACAAGACCAAAGGCAAGCGCUUCACCUACAAGUUCAACUUCACUAAACUGAUCCUGGUCAAUUACCCAGGAUGGGAUUUCAACUCAGCCUCAAGGAUCAUUGGGACCAACCCCUACCAGAUACAGUCCUCUCUGCAGAGUCAGUUUUUACAGGACAUACUUUUUGCUCAGAGGGCUUUGCUUGACCAGAUCAGUCGACAGACGACAGGCGGAGACACCAGCUCAUCUGUUGAAAGAGCCCCAAAGAAGGCCAUUCUGGGCAGAGCGCUACAUUCUAGUCAUCAGCCCUCCUUUCUUCGCCCUUGCUGUCUCCCGACACCCCUGCCCCUUUCACAAGCCCCUCCCCUCGGAGGGCGGAUCCCCUAUCUACCAGUCCCCACCCACUCUGGAAUGAGCCUAUCAGAUUUCCCCUUGUACCUGCCACCAAUCAAUCACUUGCAUCCACCCACUUCCAUCCCUUCUGGCCACUGGCUGGCCAAUAGGAGCAAUCGGGGGCAGGAUAGACAGGAGACGGGCGUGCCUGUGGUCACACGAGAGGCGGGGAGUGACAUCACAAAAGGGAAGGAACGUGUAUGGAGACCUGGAUUUUCAGCCAGUGUUUGAUCAAAAUGGGAUGGGAAGUGUAACAAAGCUCAUAUAUGUACCUAAUGUUGAUCAAAUGCUGUGUAUAUAAAAUGCAACAGAUUAAUCACUGUCUGCUUAAAAUAUAUUUUGGUUGUAACGUUUACGAACAGUAAUUAAUGGGAGUAGUCAAAGGCAUUAGUCCAGGGGUUCUCAAACUUGAUCCUGGGGACCCCCUGUGUCUGCUGGUUUUCAUUCCAACUAAGAUCUCAAUUACUUAACUAGACCCUUAAUUGUACUAAUAAUUUGCUUAAUUAGACUUUUUACUUUUUUAUUUCAAGAUAGCGAUAACAUUUUAUAAGUAACUUGAACUCUGCAACUGUUUAAGAGCUGAAAAACAUCUAAUUAAGGUCUAAUUAAGCAAAUUAUCAUUUCAAUUAAGGGUAUAGUUAAGUAAUUGAGAGCUCAGUUGGAAUGAAAACCAGCAGACACAUGGGGGUCCCCAGGACCCAGUUUGAGAAGCCCUGCAUUAGUCAAUGUGAUCAUGAAGUCCUUGUACUAAUGACUGUGUACACACCAAACACAAAAUGUAU